Messenger RNA from Hibiscus syriacus, 2328 nucleotides. Its product is annotated as mitogen-activated protein kinase kinase kinase NPK1-like. The transcript is spliced from 17 exons. Gene Ontology annotation, molecular function: protein kinase activity; ATP binding. Lineage: Eukaryota; Viridiplantae; Streptophyta; Magnoliopsida; Malvales; Malvaceae. The record is from RefSeq and is a predicted model, not a curated record. Gene Ontology annotation, biological process: protein phosphorylation. Bases 169 to 2172 code for a protein of 667 amino acids.
CAUCAUUUUGCCCGUUUCUUUAUUUUAUUUUUUCAAAAAGAAAAUAGAAAAGUUUUCCCUCUCCUUUCAAAUUCUCCUCACUCUGUCGCUCUUUCACAAGCCCUAAAACAUCCAAAUCUUUGAGCAAACGGAUCUGAGUCGGAGAAGAAAAAUAUUGUUUUACCCUAAAUGCAGGACUUUGUUGGAUCGGUUCGCCGAUCUUUUGUCUUUAGGUCUUCGACGUCCGGCGAAGAUGGCGGUGGAGGACUUGGAUGCUUUGUUGAGAAGAUCGGCGCCAGCAUUCGCAGAUCGCGGAUCGGCUUGUUCGCUAAGCCACCUGCGCCUCCCGCUCUUCCUCCUGUUAAAAAGACGGAUGCUUCGUCGAUCCGGUGGCGGAAGGGCGAGUUGAUUGGUUCUGGCGCCUUUGGUCGUGUUUACAUGGGGAUGAAUCUUGACUCCGGCGAGUUAUUAGCAGUUAAACAGGUUUUGAUUGCGGCAAAUGCUUCGAAGGAGAAAAUACAGGCUCAAAUUAGAGAGCUCGAAGAAGAAGUGAAGCUACUAAAGAAUCUAUCACAUCCAAACAUAGUUAGAUAUUUGGGAACUGCAAGGGAGAACGAUUCCUUGAAUAUUCUGUUGGAGUUUGUACCGGGUGGAUCCAUUUCAUCUCUUUUGGGGAAGUUUGGAUCUUUUCCUGAACCUGUUAUAAGAAUGUAUACAAAACAACUUUUGUUGGGACUGGAAUAUCUUCACAAGAAUAGAAUCGUGCACAGAGACAUUAAGGGAGCAAACAUUCUUGUGGAUAACAAGGGGUGUAUCAAACUUGCAGACUUUGGUGCAUCAAAAAAGGUUGUCGAGUUGGCUACAAUAAACGGCGCCAAAUCAAUGAAGGGAACUCCAUAUUGGAUGGCUCCUGAAGUUAUUCUUCAAACAGGACAUAGCUUCUCUGCUGAUAUAUGGAGUGUCGGUUGUACUAUAAUUGAGAUGGCUACUGGAAAGCCUCCAUGGAGCCAACAAUAUCAGGAGGUUGCUGCACUUUUCUAUAUUGGGACAACUAAAUCUCAUCCACCAAUCCCCGAGCAUCUCUCGUUUGAGGCUAAAGAUUUCUUGUUAAAAUGCCUACAAAAAGAACCAGAACUGAGACCUAGUGCAUCAGAUUUGCUUCAGCACCCAUUUGUGACUGGAAACUAUGAGGAACAUGCAGUUUGUAGCUCAAUAACGGAAUCUGAGAAUCUGGAGAUGGCAUCUGGGGUUAACCUGAAGAGCUUAAUAAGUUCAGGGAUCAGAUCAACAAGCAUAGGUUUAAAGGAUGUUUGUGAAAUGGGUAGUGUGAGUUGCACUACAGCAUAUCUUGUGAAAUUAUCAGAACCGGGAGCCUACUGGAGGGAAAACAGUUGUGACAAUAGCAUGUGUCGAAUAGAUGACAAUGAUGAUCUUGAGUUUGGCACUUCAGUCAAGUUCAGCUCUGUUUUAGCAUCUACUGAUUUGAAUAAAAGUUUUAAUCCCAUUUGCGAACCUACUGAAGACUGGCCGUGCAAAUUUGACCAAAGUUCUGAGCUAAGCCAAAGUGGAGUGAACUUGUCCUUGGGGGAAACAAUAGAAGCUGCUGGCACUCUUGGAAUGUCUGCUAAGGAGAACGGCUUCACUUUUCUGUAUGGACUGCCAGCAGCUGAUGAUGAUGAAGAAGUUACUGAGAUAAAAAUUAGAGCCUUUCUGGAUGAAAAAGCUCAGGAACUGAAGAAGAUGCAAUCUCCUCUGUACGAAGAGUUUCACAACACAUUGAAUGGUAGUCUUCCAACUUCUGUUGGAACUGCAAAUGGUGAAAAUAUUUUGAGCUUACCUCCUAAAAGCAGGUCGCCUAAGCGGUUGCCUAGCAGAAGACUCUCGGCAGUUGCUGAUGCUUCCAACAUAGUUAGCCCUAAGGGUCGUAAGAAUCCCUUGUCAAAUACUGCUGGUCUUCGUGAUCGGACUUUACAAGAAAUUCAGCCACCCGUCAGGGAAUGGAAAGGACUCAAUGCCCAGCAGGAGACUAUUAGUCCUAGCAUGAGCUUUUCCGAGAGACAAAGGAGGUGGAAGGAGGAGCUGGACCAAGAGCUUGAAAGGAAGCGAGAGAUGCUGCGGAAGACAUCAUCUCCAAAGGAUAAGUUUCUAUAUGGACAAAGAGAACAAUUUCGAUCUGCAUUUUCUGGCAAGUAAAUGUAUCUAACUUUACCAAUGGGACUGUCAGUUAUGUAUUCUAUUUUUGGUGAGUAUAUUCAACUUUUUUUAAUAAAAAAAUCAUGUAUUUAGAUGAUCUUUAGAGGGGUCAUGCCCCUAUAUCCAUGUCCAUAUGUUUUGGACAUUUAUUUUAAG